AUGGCCAGGGUGCCGGGCGCUGUGCUGUUGGCCGUGCUGUGCGCUGCGGCGCCGGCUCGCUCCUACUUACACUUGCCUCUCGGCGUCCCGGGCGAGGGUCUCCCGAGCAAUGCGGGUGGCACGGAUAGUGAGGGGGUGGGGGCGGGGUCGUGCGGCGCGGAGCAGUUCGCGUGCGCGGACGGCUCGCGCUGCGUGCCCGCCGCCUGGCGCUGCGACGGACGAGCGCACUGCCCAGACGCCUCCGACGAGCUACACUGCACGUGGAACGUGACUUGCGGCGCGGGACAGUUCCGGUGCGAGCGCAGCGGACUGUGCGUGGCUGCGGGCUGGCGCUGUGAUGGAGACGCUGACUGCGGGCCCCACGACGACUCCGACGAGAACCCUUUCAUGUGUGAGAAGGAGUUCCGUUGCCCGGGCAACGAGGCGCGGUGCGAGACGCCGCUGGGCGGGCGGUUCUUGUGCGUGCCCGUCGCCGCCUUCUGCGACACGAGACGCGACUGCGUCGACGCCAGCGACGAGUGGGACAUCUGCGACAACUUUACGAAGGCGCAGUGUGCGCCGCUAGGCUGUGCCCACGGCUGCAGGCCCACGCACCAGGGACUCGCUUGCUUCUGUCCCGAGGGCUACGAGCCGCGCGAUGGACAGUGUGUUGAUAGUGACGAAUGUGCGCGUGAAGACACAUGCGCGCAACGUUGCUCGAACUCAGACGGCUCUUAUACGUGUUGGUGCGUGGCGGGGUACGCGUUGCAGCCAGAUGGAUCCUCAUGCGAUGCUAUUAAUGAUCCCCCCGGUGAGGAGUUGUCGCUGGUUGUUGGUACCCAGGCAGGAGUGGAGCGCAUAUGGGCUUCGCUUGCCCACGGUCGCAACAUCACGGUGGCAGCUCGCGAUGCGCUCAACGUGCGCGCGAUAGACUUCCUCUACGACAACAGAUCAAUUUGCUACGUGCACACGAACGUGAGCCGCUCGAGCAUCGCGUGCGUGUCGGCCGACAACAUGACGAACUACAGCCUGCUCCUCCCCACUCCGAAUUUAUUUCCUGAUGUUGAUUCGGUGAACCACCUCGCCAUCGAGUGGGUGUCAGGCAACUGGUACGUGUACGACGAGGCGCGCGAGGCCUUGUACGUAUGCGACGCGAGCGCGCACUACUGCCGCCUGCUGAUGGAUGGACUCGCCAAGCUGCACGGUCUAGCGCUGGAUCCGCUACACGGGCUGAUGUUCUGGUCGGAGUGGGGCGCGGCGGCGCCAGGCGUCUGGCGCGCGGAUCUGAGUGGUGGGGCUGGUGUAGGAACGGUGGGAUCUGGGGGGGAGCGGCGUGCGCUGGCCGCCCGCCGGCUGGUGUACCCGGGCGCACCCGCGCUCGACCUGACCGCGCGCCGCGUCUACUGGCCCGACGCCUACCUUGAGUGCGUCGAGCGCGCCGACUACGAUGGCAAGCAUCGCGUCACCGUGCUGCGCUCAUAUAGCAGCCAGCGGCUGCAGCGUAUCGCGGUGCUGGCGGGCGCGCUGUUCCUGCCGGGCUGGGAGCAGCGCGGCGUGCGCGUAGCGCCGGCCGGCGCGCUGGCGCCGCGCUGGCCAGCAGCCAUGCUGCCGGUGAGCGCGCGCCCGCUAGCAGUGCUCGCCUUCCACCGCCAGGCACAGCCCAAAGUGGCGCAUCCGUGCGCAAAGAAUAAGGGCGGCUGCGCUCACAUCUGCAUAGUCGCGUAUCGCGACGGAGUGGGAGUAGCGCAGUGCCUGUGCCGUCACGGGUUCCGGCUAGCAGGGGAACGUGAUUGUGUGCGCGCGGAGCUGGACAGCUACUUGGUGGUGGGGCGCGGCUCGCCGGCCAUGGUGCAGGCGCUGGCGCUGGACACGGCGCACGCGGGCUGGGAGCCGUUGGUGCCAGCCACGCGCGCCGACCGACCAACCACCGCUGACGUAGAUCUGGAAGACCAACGCCUCUACUACUGCGACGUGCACAGAUACGAGAUCUUACGCCAACGUCUGGACGGAACAGAACCGGAGAUAUUCUUAAACGAGGAUGUGGACAACUGCGAGGGAAUUGCAAUUGACCCGAUUGGGCGCAACGUGUACUGGACGGACGACGCGCUGGGGCGCGUGUCGGUGGCGCGGCUGGGCGCGGCGCGCGCGCGGCGCGUGCUCGUGCAGCAGGACCACUACAACCCGCGCUCCAUCCUGCUCGACCCACCCAAUGGUGUGAUGUACUGGUCUGUGUGGGCGAGCGCGGUGUCAGCGCGGGGCAGCAUCGAGAGCGCAUACAUGGACGCGUCGCGGCGCCGCACGCUGCUCGACACCGACCUGCACUGGCCCAACGGACUCGCGCUCGACACCAACACCGACACGCUCUACUGGUGUGACACAUACUUGAAUAAGAUUGAGCGUUUGCGCAUGAGCGCGGACGGUAACCACGUGCGCGAGCUUGUGGCGAAGGACGAGCCUAGCGCUCCACUGAAGAAGCCCUACGGACUAGCGCUCUAUGAAGGUGCGCUGAUGUGGAGCGAGCACGGCACCGGCAACAUCAAGCGCCUGGACAGCGACGGACGCGUCUCGCUGCUGGCCGCGCUCGCGCCGCCGCUCUACGACAUCCGCCUCGUCUCCGAAACUGCACGAAUUGGCAGCAACGCGUGCUCGAAGGAGAACGGGGGGUGUGCGGAGCUGUGUCUGGCGGCGGGCACCAACCGCACGUGCGCAUGCGCAGACGCCAGGCCUGGUUCUGCUGUUCCCUCCUCCGUCCCCGCGCCUAUCGGUGCCCCCUCCCCCGUGGACGUGUGCCCGCCGCCCGCUGCAAGUGAGACACCAGCAACGCCGCGCUGCCCGUCAGGACAGUUCCAUUGUGGACGUGGGCGCUGUAUUGAUAUGAUGCUGGUGUGCGAUGGCGACGCGGACUGCCCCGAUGCUUCCGACGAGGAUUCUUCACCAACAGGACCUUGUGCGAAUUCGACUUGCGAUGAGAAUCAGUACAUGCAGUGUGACACCAACCGAUGCAUACCGAAGAGCUGGAUUUGUGACGGCCUUAAGGACUGCACGGACGGCACGGAUGAGGCGGCAGGCGCGUGUGGGCGCGCGGCGUGCGGGCCGGCGCAGUUUGCGUGCGAGCGCUCGCGCCGCUGCCUGCCGCGCGCCUGGCGCUGCGACGGCGCACCCGACUGCGGCACGCACGACGACAGCGAUGAGCGCGGCUGCGAGGUGCCGGAGUGCGGCAGCACGAUGUUCCGGUGCGAGAACGGCGCGUGCGUGCCGUGGGAGUACUACUGCGACGGGCGCGCCGACUGCGCGGACGCGUCGGACGAGCGCGGCUGCCGCGAUCCGCCCGCCGAACCCCCCACCCCGCCGCCACGACCCCGCCGACCCGAUCGACUACACCACCGUCACAACGACACCAACAAGAACGGACUCUGCGAGGACCAUGAGUUCCAGUGUGACAACCGAGAGUGCAUAAGAAUGGAGUUCCGGUGCGACUCGCGCGUAGACUGUCUGGACGGGUCGGACGAGGCGGAGUGCUCGCGCACGCGCACGGCCGCACCGCCCACCACGACAAGCACGACGCCGAGCGUGCACGCGCCGGGCGGCGAGUGUCCGGCGCCCGCCUUGACGUGCGACGCGGGCGUGCGCUGCGUGCCGCUGCUGCAGCUGUGCGACGGCGUCGCAGACUGCGCCGACGGAGCUGACGAGGCCGACAGAUGUGGAGAGCCGAUGUGUGAACUGGCUGCAUGCUCACACGGAUGCCAGGCGGCGCCUGGGGGGCCCGUAUGCACGUGCCCGCCGCCGCUGCACCUGCAGCGCGACGGCAUCACGUGCGCGCCGCGACACUCCUGCGAGGACUGGGGCGUCUGCAGUCAGACGUGUCAGCCGCAAAAGAAUCGUCACAAAUGUACCUGCUAUGAAGAUUACCGGCUCGCUGACGACGGAUUCACUUGCAAGAGCACAGAGGAGGUGACGCCGCUGCUGGUGUUCAGCAACCGGCACGAGGUGCGCGGCGUGGAGCUGCCGUCACUGCGCUCGCGCGCGCUCGUCACGUCGCUCAAGAACACCAUCGCGCUGGACUGGCGUCGCGACCCCGCCACCAACAACACGCACCUAUACUGGACCGACGUCGUCGACGACAACAUUUACCGCGGCACGCUCGUCGGCAACGCACUGAGCGGCAUAGAGGUCGUGGUACAUCAAGGCCUGUCGACUGCUGAAGGGCUAGCUGUUGACUGGAUAGCUGGAAACUUGUACUGGGUAGAAAGCAGUUUACAUCAAAUAGAGGUGGCUAGAGUUGAUGGCAAGUACCGGCGUACGUUGAUUGCUGAGGAUAUGGAUAGUCCACGUGCCAUCGCCGUGGAUCCUAGGAAAGGCUACCUGUUCUGGAGCGACUGGGAGGCUGCGGCGCCGCGCAUCGAGCGCGCGUCGCUGGCGGGGCGGCGGCGCACCGCCGUCGUGCGCGUCGACGCGCUCAGCGACGGCGCCUGGCCCAACGGCAUCGCGCUCGACCACCUCGCCGAGCGCCUCUACUGGAUCGACGCCAGGUCAGACUCGAUCCACACGACGACGUACGACGGCGGUGACUACCGGGAAGUACUACGCGGCCACGAGGCGCUGUCGCAUCCGUUCGCGAUCACGGUGUUCGAGUCACACGUGUACUGGACAGACUGGCGCAGCAACAGCGUAGUGCGCGCCAACAAGUGGAACGGCAGCAGCGUCGCCGUGGUGCAGCGCACGCUCACGCAGCCUUUCGACAUCAAGGUGAUCCACCCGAGCCGACAGCCGCGCGGCGCCAACCCGUGCGGCGCGCACAACGGCGGCUGCUCGCACCUGUGCCUCAUCGACGCGCCCGCCGCGCGCCUGUGCGCCUGCCCGCACCUCAUGCGCCUCAACGCUGACCAGCGCACCUGCGAAGCUCACGAGAAAGUGCUCCUGGUGGGGCGCGAGGGCGAAAUCCGUGGCGUAGACGUGGAGGAGCCGCUGGUGCCCAUCGUGCCCACGAUCUCUGGACCCGACGUCACUGCUCCCACCAACAUACAAUUCCUCGCCGCGGACUACAACGUCUACUGGACGGACACCGAGGUGCAGGAGAUCAAGGUGGCGCGGUUGACGGGCGGCGCAGUGCGCGCGGCCGCGUGGCGGCUGGGCGGCGCGCCUCGCGGGCUUGCGCUGGACUGGGCGGCGCGCACGCUCUACUACUGCGCGGCCGACGCGCUCACCGCCUCCGGGCCCGACGGACAAUUUGCUGCGGAGUUGUUGCGCGAUCCUGACCUCGCGCACCUCUCUGCGCUCGUCGUUGACCCAAUCAGGGGCCAGCUGUAUUGGGCGCUGGGCAGCACCGCCGCGGGCGGCGCUCGGGUGGAGGCGGCGCGCGGGGACGCGAGCGCGCGCCGCACGCUGCUACUGGCGCGCGACCAACCGCUGCUCGCCGCUGUCACCGCUAUGGUUAUGGACGUGGAACACAACCGGCUGUACUGGAUCAACUCGGGCACAGCUACGAUCCAGUAUUACGACGUCGACAUGGGAAAACUUUCUACUAUGUCGCUGAGCCCGGGCGCACGGCCCGUGGCACUGGAGGUGUGGGCGGGGCGCGCGCUGUGGGCCGACGCAGAUGGCACGCUGCGCUCCUGUGCUGCGCCUGCCUGCCGCCACCCGCGCGUGCUGCGCAACAACACAGAAGGCGUGGUGUCGCUGCGCGUGUGGGACGCGGAGCAGCAGCGCGCGGGGGCGGGGACGGGCGCGUGCGCGCUGCGUGCGGGCGCCGCGCGCUGCCAGCACCUGUGCGUGUCGGUGGCGCGCGACGCCAGCGAGUGCGUCUGCGCUGCCGGGUACGAGCGCCAAGGCUCGCGCUGCACACCUGUCGAUGAAAUUUUAAUUUAUCCUUUGGACUCGGACAUACAAGGAAUACACUUAAAUGCAACCAGUGAUAACCUAGAGCCAAAUCUGUUGCCGCCUAUACCUGGCUUGUCUAUGGCUACGGCGAUCGAUUACUAUGCUGAGGGCGAGUGGGUGUACUGGGUGGACGGCGAGCGAGAGUGCGUGUCGCGGGCGCGGCGCGACGGCAGCGCGGCGCAGCGCGUGGUGGCGGGCGGCGACGCGGACGCGCAGGAGCCGGCGGCAGCAUCGCCCGCCGCGCUGGCACUGGACUGGCGCGCGCGCAACCUGUACUGGGCCGACCCGCGCCGCGCGCUGCUGCACGUCGCGCGCCUGGACGGACAGCACCCCUACGUGCUGCUCGACACCGACCCCUUCGCGAUCUCAGCGCUGGCGAUCGACCCGGACCGCGGCUGGCUGUUCAUGAGCGGCGGAGGCUGGGUGCAGCGCGCGCGGCCCGACGGCUCGCAGCGCGCGCUCCUCUACAACGGCAGCGCCGUCGCCGACAUCGCGCUCGACCUGCAGGAGGCGUACGUGUACUGGGCGGCGGAGCCGUGGGCGGGUGAGGAAGCGGGCGUGUGGCGCAUGACAUACGCGGGGGAGCGCCGUGCGCGCCUGCCCGCCUCGCGCCGCGCAGCCGCGCUGGCGCUGCACCACGCGCGCCUGUACUGGCUCGACACGAGCCUGGAGCGCGGUAGCGUGGUGACAGCGCCGCUCAGCAACCUGAGCGACUACCGUAUCAUGCGACACAAUGUUAUAUAUCAUCGUACAGACUUGAUGGUGUGGUCACGCGCGCGGCAGUCGGGCCCCAGUCCGAACCCGUGCGCGGGGCAGGCGGCGGGCUGCGCCGCGCUGUGCCUGUGGGACGGGCGCCGCGCGCGCUGCGUCUGCCCGCACGGACUUCUCGCGCCCGACGCCAAGAACUGCCUGCCACAUAAGGCGUUCAUAAUGUACUCGAGGGUGACGAAGAUUGACAGCAUCCAUUUGGACAACGGCACCGAUCUCAACUCGCCUUACCCGCCCAUAGAAGACAAGGAACUGAUGCGUAACGUGAUCGCCCUCGCCUACGAGUACAACAGCUCGCGGCUGUUCUACUCGGACAUCCAGCGUGGUUCCAUCAACACCGUGCACUUUAACGGCACUGGACACGAGGUGCUGCUAGAGCAGGUGGGCGCGGUGGAGGGGAUGGUAUUCGCGGCGGUGCGCGGCGUGCUGUACUGGACGAGUGCUGGAGGUGGGGGUGGGGUGGGAGGUGAGGGGGGUGAGGUGGGGAUUUGUGGCGUCAACGUGGCGGCGGCGCGAGCGACGCCGCUCCGGCAUCGCACCGAGCUCGUGCAUCACGUGCUGCGUCUGCCCGCUGGUGAGCGCCCGCGCGGACUCGACUUCGAACCCUGCGAAGAGCGGCUGUACUGGACCAACUGGAAUCAGACGCACCCGUGCAUCCAGCGCGCGCUAGUGGGCGGGCUGGGGCUGCAGACCAUCAUCAGCACCGACAUCCUAAUGCCCAACGGUCUUGCGCUGGACCACUCCACGCGCCGUCUCUACUGGGCUGAUGCACGCCUCGACAAGAUCGAGCGCGCCCACUACGACGGCUCCCAUCGCCAUGUGGUGACGCGGUCAGGGGCAAAGCAUCCGUUCGCGGUGGCGGUUGGCGGCGGCUGGGUACUAUGGACGGACUGGGUGGCGCGCGCCGUGCUGCGAGCUGACACCCGCGCUGGUCAUGCCGCGCCGCUGCGCACGCACCUGCCCAGACCUAUGGGGCUCAUCAUCGUGCAGCCGCAGCACCAGAUCUGUGAAAAGGAUCCAUGCUCGAUAUUGAACGGUGGGUGUGCGGAGCUGUGCUCUUUGCGCACGGACGGGCACGUGACAUGCGCGUGCGGCGCGGGCCGCGUGUUGGCGCGCGACGGACUCUCGUGUGCGCCGCCCGCCCCCGCGCCCGCCCUCGCCUGCCCGCCCACUGACUUUGCGUGUGCGGAGGGCGGCUGCGUGCCUUUCGAACUCGUAUGCGAUGGCGUGCCGCACUGCAGCGAUGGACCCGACGCCAGCGACGAGGAUCUUUAUUACUGCACAUCUCGAACGUGCCCCGUGGACUGGCUGGCUUGCGGCACUGGCGGGCGCUGCGUGUCCUCUUCGGUCCGCUGCGAUGGCCGCCCCGACUGCGACGACGGCGCCGACGAGCUGAACUGUGACUGCCCGCCCACACACAUCAAGUGCGACGACGGCAUGUGCGUGCCGCUGACGGCGCGCUGUGAUGGCGCGCUGCAGUGCGCGGACGGGUCGGACGAGCGUGGCUGCGCGCACGCCUCCUGCGCUGCGCUGGGCUCGCUGGCGCUGCGCUGCGGGGCCGCGGACGCUUGCUACCUGCCUGCCUGGCGCUGCGACUCAGUCCCGGACUGUCCCGACGGCACCGACGAGAUGCACUGCCAUGCUGACACAACGGAAAUGAGCCAAAACGCGGAAGCGACGGUAGAUGAAACGGCAGUGGGCGAGUGCUUACCAGACCAGUUCAAGUGCUCGAGCUCGGCGACCGGCGUGGACUGCAUCCCGCUCGCCUGGCGCUGCGACGGACGCCCGGACUGCUCCGACGGCUCUGAUGAGACGCUACACUGUGGUCACGCGAGCGGCAACGCGAGUGCGUGCGGCGCGGACUCGUUCCGGUGCGCGGUGUCGGGGGCGUGCGCGCCGGCGGGCGCGCGCUGCGACGGCGCCGCCGACUGCCCGCACGGCGAGGACGAGGCGGGCUGCAGCUGCGCCGCCGGCUCCUUCCGCUGCACGGACUCGCAGCUCUGCCUCGACUUCGAAAUGUACUGCGAUGGGGACGUGGACUGCGUGGACGGGUCGGACGAGCCGCCGGGCUGCGAAGGCAGUAAGGCGGGGGGCGUGGCGAGUGGUGAAGCGGGUGGCGAGGCGGGUGGUGAAGCGGGCGGCGGGGGGGGUGACGGAGCGGCGGUGGCCGCGUUGUGCGGCGCGGCGGCGGGCGGCGUGCGGUGCCGCGGGCGCUGCAUAGCGGCCGCGCUCGUGUGCGACGGUCGCGACCACUGCCUGGACGGCGGCGGCCACGGUGCCGGCACCGAUGAGGACCCCUUCAUGUGCGCAUCAUACGCGCGCGCGUUCGGUUCGAGCUUGAUGCCGGGUGCGGUGGGGGGUGCGGCGGGUGCGGGGGGACGCGGCGCAGGCGACGUGAACGAGUGCCUGGUACUGAACGGCGAGUGCGCGCACAACUGCAGCGACCUGGCGGUGGGGCGCGCGUGCUGGUGCCGCGGCGGCUGGCGGCGCGCCGGCGCCGGCGCCUGCGCCGACGUCGAUGAGUGCGCCGAGGACGAGCCCUGCGACCACCGCUGCCGGAACACCGUCGGCAGCUUUGUUUGUUCAUGCAACGACGGAUACGAACUAAUGGCUGACGGCAUUAGUUGUGAACCUAUUUCUUCCAUCAAGGCAUCUUUGAUAUUCACAAACCGCUACUACAUCCGACAAACGAGCAUCGUGAGUGAAGACGCUCCUCCGGGGUCCGCGGUGACGUCACUACUGGUACACAACCUGACCAACGCCGUGGCGCUGGACAUGGACUGGGCGGGCGGCUGCCUCUACUGGAGUGACGUCACGCGCCUCGGCAGCUCCAUCAAGCGCGUGUGCCGACCUGACCGCAAGGAGAAACCCCUCCAGCCCUUUUACUCUAACCCUCAUCCGUGGCAACCUCUACACCUGCUCGAGACUUCUUCAACUGACUAUCAGCUGGUGCAGGGCGCGACACUGCAGAACCCGGAUGGGCUGGCGGUGGACUGGGUGGCGCGCAACGUGUACUGGUGCGACAAGGGCACGGACAGCAUCGAGGUGGCGCGGCUGGACGGCCGCCACCGCCGCGUGCUGCUGCGCGCCGGCCUGGCUGAACCGCGCGCGCUCGCGCUGCACCCCGCCAAGGGGCGGCUGUACUGGUCGGACUGGGGCGCGCGCGCACACAUCGGGCGCUGCGGCAUGGACGGCUCGGCGCGCCGCGUGCUGCUGGCGACCGGCCUGGGCUGGCCCAACGCGCUCACGCUGCUGCCCCAGGCCAACGAGCUCUACUUCGCGGACGCGCGCGAGGACUUCAUCGCCGUCGCCGACCUCGACGGCAACCACAUGCGUAUACUCUUCUCCAGAGAGCAGAUGCCGUGGCUGCGGCUGCACCACGUGUUCGCGCUGGCGGUGUGGGCGGGCCGCGUGUACUGGAGCGACUGGGAGACGCGCGCGCUCGAGAGCUGCCGUCGUCGCCCCGACCCGCACUACCAGGAAAGUAACAGCAGCGUGGAGCUGGAGCUGGGCGGCGCAUGGCGCUGCCGCACGGAGACGCGUACCGUGCACAAGCCCAUGGACCUGCGCGUUUACCAUCCCGCAAGACAGCCUCCUUCACCAGAGCUAACGGCACUGUGUGAGCGGUUGACCUGCUCGGGGCUGUGCCUGCUGGUGCCCGGCGAGGAGGGAGCAGGAGCGACGGCGCGCUGCGAGUGCCCCGAACACUUCGUGCUGGCGGCGGACGGCCGCUCCUGCACGCCCAACUGCACCACCGCGCAGUUCGUCUGCCGCACCACGCUUAAGUGUAUACCGUUCUGGUGGCGAUGUGAUACACAGGACGACUGCGGCGACGGGUCGGACGAGCCGGCGUGGUGCCCGCGGUUCCGCUGCGCGCCCGGCCAGUUCCAGUGCGGCAGCGGGCAGUGCGCGCAUCCGGCGCACAUCUGCGACGGCACGCCGCACUGCCGCGAUGGCAGCGACGAGCGCGACUGCGACGCCUUCGCCUGCCUCGCGGCGCACAUCAAGUGCCGCGCCAACGCCACCGCGCACGUGGCGGCCCGCUGCGUGCCCGCCGCGGCCCGCUGCGACGGCCGCCGCGACUGCCACGACGGGGACGACGAGCUCGACUGCCCGCCGCGCACCUGCCCGCCGCACCACUUCACGUGCGCGAACGGCGCUUGCGUGCCAGACGUGUGGGUGUGCGACGAGGACUCGGACUGCGGCGACGGCUCGGACGAGGGCACCGUGUGCAGGGCGCGUAGCUGCGCGCGCGACGAGUUCCGCUGCGCCUCGGGCCGCUGCAUCCCGCGCGACUGGCUCUGCGACGCGGAGGCGGACUGCCCGGGCCGCGAGGACGAGGCUCAGUGCGGGUCGGGGGGUGCGGGCGGUGCGGCGGCGGCCUGCGAUCCGACGUACUUCCGCUGCCCGGACGCGCACUGCAUCCCGGGCCGCUGGCGCUGUGACUUCGAGGACGACUGCGGCGACGGCGCUGACGAGAUCGACUGUACGCCGCGCAACUGCUCCGAAUCUGAGUUCCGGUGUGACAACGGCGAGUGUAUCCGCGGCGCGCUGCGAUGCUCGGGCGCGGCGGAAUGUGCGGACGGGUCAGACGAGGCGGCGUGCGCGCCGCACUGCCGCGCCGACGCACGCCUCUGCACGCACUCGCGCCAGUGCGUGCGCAGGUACGUGCGCCACAACUACGCAGCGAACACACAAGCCCCACAGCGAACGACAAUUCUCCUUGUGUGA
Parnassius apollo (apollo) is the source of this 11355-nucleotide messenger RNA. NCBI's taxonomy places the organism in Eukaryota, Metazoa, Arthropoda, Insecta, Lepidoptera, Papilionidae. The record is from the annotation of a GenBank genome assembly.